Molecule: messenger RNA, 778 nt
Organism: Racocetra persica
Lineage: Eukaryota; Fungi; Glomeromycota; Glomeromycetes; Diversisporales; Gigasporaceae
Source: the annotation of a GenBank genome assembly
GACUUCGAGAGAUUCCAUGGGUUUCUUUCAUCGGAAGAUUUAUCUUUUGUCAGGGAUUUCGGAGGCUCAAUCAUUUCACUGGAGAUCUCGACUGUCUUUCGCUUGUUUUAGGCUUUGCCCUUUACCAUUACAUAAAAUUGUUUCUCAAAACAACUUUAGAUUGGAUCCAAUAUCUGUUAAAAGAAUUACAACAAUUAUUAAUAAUGUAAAAGAUGAAAAAGAUCAAGAUCUUAUAUAUAAAGGACAUCAUGACCUUAAAUCAUUUCUUGCUCUCAAAGAUGUUAAUAAAAAUACUCCAGUAUAUCGCGGUACUUUAUAUGAAUAUCAGACAAUAGCAUGCCUUAAAACGACACUUGGAAUUGUCACAAGGCGAGUAGGUAAAGCUAACGAUGGGGGAAUAGAUUUCCGAGGACAGUGGAUAUUACCGGAUAAAAGACUAUAUAUCGUUGGUCAAUGCAAAGCCUUAGCCAAAAAAUGUUCUCCAAACAUAAUUCGAGAGCUUGAAGGUGUAGUUUGUCAAGAAACUGAAGGAACAUUAUGCAUUUUGUCAUCAAUGAAUGGAUUUACUGAAGGUGCUAUUAAAAGAUAUAUUGCAUCACCCUUCCCUAUUAUGCUAAUAACGGUUACAGAUCAUGGAAGAAAGUUAGGGAGUAUUUCAUGGAAUAAAACAGCCGAAGAAUACUUGAAAGGAUUUCAAGUAACAUUAAAAUAUGAUCUUUUGAAUUCAAAGCCUCUUGUUUUACAUAAUGGAAAACCUUUUAUUUUUGAUGAAGAAUAA